AUGUCUCUCAACUGGGUAAUGCUUCAUGACCAGGAAGGCUUUGUCCGCCUUCCCAACGAACGUUUAAUAUAUUCCUCGCCUCCCCGCACCAGUGUAUCCCUAACCCCGCCAUCCGGAUACAAAGGCGCAGAGAAGCUUUCAGUCCAAAGCAGCGCAGGCUGCAUUCAUCUCACCAACCAAAGAGUCGUCUAUCUCCCGGCAAGCCGAACAAAUGAUUUCCAGUCCUUCUCAUCACCACUUCUGAGUGUCAAGGAUUCUCAUGUAUCAGCUCCAUUCUUCGGUCCAAAUGUAUGGACAGCACUGGUACAGCCCGUAUCAGGAGGAGGCAUUUCACCAUCCCUGCCAGCCGUGCAGCUGAAAGUGACCUUCAAGGAAGGGGGAGCAUUUGAUUUCCAUACUAACUUUGAGCGCAUCAAGGAGCGACUUGAACAGGCCGUCGAAAAUGGCAGUGAAGGCACCCGCGGCCAGCGAAACGUGGAUCUCUCUGCUGUCCACCUGGAAGAGUUGCCCGCGUACGAGGCGCCACCUAACGCAACGCAGACCAGCGCUGUUCCCAGUGAACUACCCACAGAGCCUACAAGCAGCCGGGUAUCCGAUGCAGGCACCGAGCCCGUGGAACCGCCUCCAUGUUAUGAGGCAGUGCAAUCACAGAGUGUCGCAGAUGAGCUGGAGGCGCGGUUACGGCGAACCAGCUGA
Molecule: messenger RNA, 696 nt
Organism: Penicillium antarcticum
Lineage: Eukaryota; Fungi; Ascomycota; Eurotiomycetes; Eurotiales; Aspergillaceae
Product: GRAM domain-containing protein
Exons: 3
Coding region: 1-696 (231 amino acids)
Biological process (GO): positive regulation of DNA-templated transcription
Cellular component (GO): nucleus
Molecular function (GO): transcription coactivator activity; chromatin DNA binding
Source: RefSeq, a predicted model, not a curated record